GCAUGGCAAGAUGGAUAUAAAAAAGGGGAGGUUGUUUUGGACCUUUUGCCUAAUUUGGAGUUGUUGCAGCGGCAAAGAACCAGUUCAGAUAGUCCAGGUCUCUACUGUCACUAGGAGUGAAUGUGCCACCUGGGGCAAUUUCCACUUUCUUACAUUUGACCAUGUUAAAUUCACUUUUCCUGGAACCUGCACAUAUGUCUUCGCUUCGCACUGCAAUGACAGCUACCAGGACUUUAACAUCCAAAUCAGGCGCAGUAACAAUAGCUUCCUGAUCUACUUCACUGUCACUAUUGAUGGAGUGAUCUUGGAGGUGAAAGAGACAGGCAUCACAGUGAAUGGGAACAAGAUCCACAUGCCCUUCAGCUUGAAGAGCAUCCUGAUUGAGGACACCUGUACUUACUUCCAAGUCACUUCCAAGCUGGGCCUGACACUCAAGUGGAACUGGGCUGACACUCUCCUACUGGACCUAGAAGAAACAUAUAAAGAGAAAAUAUGUGGUCUAUGCGGGAACUAUGAUGGCAGUGAGAAGAAUGAUUUGGUUUUGGAUGGGUAUAAAAUGCAUCCAAGGCAGUUUGGGAACUUCCACAAAGUAGAGGAUCCAUCAGGAAAGUGUGCUGAUGUGAGUCCAGAUGACCGCACUGGAAGACAUCCUAGGAGGGAAGACAAUAGAUGCAGUAAAUAUAGAAAAAGAUGCAAGAAGCUUAUGUCUCAUUUUGGAAACUGCCACAGAGUUGUUGCUUUUGAUGACUAUGUAGAGACCUGCACUGAGGAUAUGUGCCACUGUGCAGUUAAUUCUUCUCACUUUGACUUGGUUUCCAGCUGCAUAUGCAGCACUCUAAACCAGUACUCUCGAGAUUGUGUCCUCAGGAAAGGAGACCCUGGGGAAUGGAGAACCAAAGAACUUUGCUAUCAGGAAUGCCCAAACAACAUGGUGUACAUGGAAUGUGGUAACUCCUGUGCUGACACAUGUGCUGACCCAGAAAGAAGCAAGAUUUGUAAAGCCCCUUGUACAGAUGGCUGUUUCUGUCCUCCUGGAACUAUCUUUGAUGACCUUGGUGGCAAAAAAUGCAUCCCCAGAGACAGCUGUCCCUGUAUGUUUCAAGGCAAAGUCUACUCGUCCAGAGGGACCUACUCCACUCCCUGCCAAAACUGUACCUGCAAAGGAGGCCACUGGAGCUGUAUCUCUCUGCCCUGUUCUGGAAUUUGCAAUAUAGAUGGAGGAUUCCACAUAACAACGUUCGAUAAUAAGAGAUUCAAUUUUCAUGGCAACUGCCAUUAUGUCUUAGCUAAGAAUACUGAUGAUACAUUUGUGGUGAUUGGAGAGAUUAUACAGUGUGGGACAUCAAAGACAAUGACUUGCUUAAAGAAUGUGUUAGUCACUCUAGGAAGAACUACUAUAAAAAUAUGUUCCUGUGGAGAUAUCUACAUGAACAAUUUCAUUGUGAAGCUGCCAGUAAGCAAAGAUGGCAUCACCAUCUUCAGACCCUCUACAUUUUUCAUCGAAAUCUUGAGCUCAACUGGAGUACAGAUUCAAGUGCAAAUGAAACCUGUAAUGCAGCUCUCCAUAACAGUCAAUCAUUCUUAUCAGAAUCGCACAUCUGGUCUUUGUGGCAAUUUCAAUAACAUCCAGACUGACGACUUCAGAACAGUCACUGGAGCUGUGGAAGAUUCAGCUUCUGCUUUCGGUAACUCAUGGAAAACUAGAGCCAGCUGUUUUGAUGUUGAGGACAACUUUGAAGAUCCUUGUUCAAACAGUGUGGAUAAAGAAAAAUUUGCCCAGCAAUGGUGUUCUCUUCUGUCUAAUACAAGCAGUGUGUUUGCUGCCUGCCAUUCUGUUGUAGAGCCUUCAGUAUACAUUAAGAAAUGUAUGUAUGACACCUGUAAUUCUGAGAAGAGUGAAGUUGCUCUGUGUAGUGUGCUCUCUACCUACUCCAGAGACUGUGCUGCAGCAGGCGUAUCCCUGAAGGGCUGGAGGCAGGGCAUCUGUGAUCCCUCUGAGGAGUGUCCUGAGACUAUGGUUUAUAACUAUAGCGUGAAAUACUGUAACCAGUCUUGCCGCUCGCUGGAUGAACCUGAUCCACUGUGUAAAGUUCAGAUCUCUCCUAUGGAGGGCUGUGGUUGCCCUGAAGGGACCUACCUCAAUGAGGAGGAGGAAUGUGUAACUCCAGAUGACUGUCCCUGCUACUACAAAGGCAAGAUUGUUCAGCCUGGCAACUCUUUCCAAGAGGAUAAACUGAUGUGCAAAUGCAUUCAAGGAAGAUUAGACUGCAUUGGAGAGACUGUCCUGGUGAAAGAUUGCCCUGCUCCUAUGUAUUACUUCAACUGCAGCACUGCAGGUCCUGGUGCAACUGGAUCAGAGUGUCAGAAAAGUUGUAAGACACAGGACAUGCAUUGUUAUGUCACAGAAUGUGUUUCUGGCUGCAUGUGUCCUGAUGGGCUGGUAUUGGAUGGCAGUGGAAGAUGUAUUCCCAAAGAUCAAUGCCCAUGUGUUCAUGGAGGACAGUUUUAUAACCCUGGGGAAACCAUCAAAGUGGACUGCAACACAUGCACCUGCAACAAAAGGGAGUGGAACUGCACAGACAAUCCCUGCAAAGGAACCUGCACUGUGUAUGGAAAUGGACAUUACAUGAGCUUUGAUGGGGAGAAGUUUGAUUUCCUGGGAGACUGUGACUAUAUCCUAGCUCAGGAUUUUUGCCCCAAUAACAAGGAUGCUGGCACCUUUCGAAUUGUAAUUCAGAACAACGCCUGUGGGAAGUCACUCUCCAUCUGCUCCCUAAAGAUCACACUGAUUUUUGAGAGCAGUGAAAUAAGGCUCUUGGAAGGAAGAAUUCAAGAGAUAGCCACUGAUCCGGGAGCUGAGAAGAAUUACCAAGUAGAUCUCAGAGGAGGUUAUAUUGUGAUUGAAACAAAUCAAGGGAUGAACUUCAUGUGGGACCAGAAGACUACUGUUGUUGUUCAUGUGGCACCAUCUUUCCAGGGAAAAGUCUGUGGCCUUUGUGGGGACUUUGACGGCCGCUCAAGGAAUGACUUCACAAGCAGAGGGCAGUCCAUGGAGAUGAGUAUCCAGGAGUUUGGAAACAGCUGGAAAAUAACAAGCACCUGCUCAAAUGUAAAUAUGACAGACCUGUGUGCUGAUCAGCCUUUCAAGGCUGCUCUGGGACAAAAGCACUGCAGCAUCAUUAAGAGUAACAUCUUUGAAGCCUGUCACAGUAAGGUGAACCCAAUACCAUAUUAUGAAUCUUGUAUUUAUGACUUCUGUGGCUGUGACAGUGUGGGAGACUGUGAGUGCUUUUGUACCUCGGUUGCUGCUUAUUCAAGAAGCUGUAGCAGAGCUGGUGUCUGUAUCAACUGGAGAACUCCUACCAUUUGCCCUGUGUUCUGUGAUUAUUACAAUCCACCUGACAAACAUGAGUGGUUCUAUAAACCCUGUGGAGCCCCUUGCCUAAAGACUUGCAGGAACCCACAAGGGAAAUGUGGGAACUUGCUGUACAGUUUAGAAGGCUGUUACCCGGAGUGCAGUCCUGAUAAGCCAUAUUUUGACGAGGAGAGCAGGGAGUGUGUCUCCCUCCCCAACUGCACUUCAUGUGAUCCUGAACAGAAACUGUGUACUGAAGACUCCAAAGAAUGCCUUUGCUGCUACAAUGGAAAGACUUACGCCUUAAAUGAAACUGUAUACAGCCAAGCAUAUGGGACCAAAUGUGGUGAUGCUGUCUGUGGCCCUAAUGGGGAGAUCAUUAAAACAUUCAUCCCUUGCAGAAUACCAUCCACACCAGCACAAGAAGCACAAAUGCAACGUGUAACAUCUACACCUCCAUCGUCAAUGGUAGCCACUCCCUGCUUCUGCAAUUACAAUGGACAAUUGAUACAAAUGGGAGAAAAUGUUUCUCUGCCAGUGAAUGUACCAGGUCACUGUGCUUACUCCAUUUGCAAUGCAUCAUGUCAGAUUGAAUUAAUUUGGGCAGAGUGUAAAAUUGGUCGUACUGGGCCCCUCAAGACCUGUGAUCCAAUCUCUGAAGCCUGUCCACUAGCACCUGCUCCCAGUGCACCAAGCCAAGCUUCUGCUUCAACAGGGACUCCUGUGAGCGAUUGUCUUGGGCUCAUUCCCCCCCGAAAGUUUAAUGAAACAUGGAACUUUGGAAACUGCCAGAUUGCAACUUGCCUGGGAGAAGGAAACAGUAUUAAACUGUCCAGCAUGACUUGCCCACCUCAGCAACUGAAACUCUGUGUCAAUGGUUUCCCAUUCACAAAACACUAUGAUGAAACUGGUUGCUGUGAAGUCUUUGAGUGUCAAUGUAUUUGCAGUGGAUGGGGAAAUGAGCAUUAUAUGACUUUUGAUGGAACAUAUUAUCAUUUUAAAGAAAACUGCACCUAUGUGCUUGUGAAGUCAACUCAUCCUGACACUCACAACUUCUGGAUUCACAUAGACAACUACUACUGCAGUGCCAUUGAUGGAGCAAUUUGUUCAAUGUCCCUUCUCAUUUUUCACUCUAACUCUGUUGUUGUUCUGACACGAGCAAUGGAACAUGGAAAAGAAACAAACUUGAUUUUGUUUAAUGAUAAGAAAAUUGUUACAGACAUUUCCAAGAAUGGUAUCAGGAUAACCAGUUCCGGCCUCUACGUCAUAGUAGAAAUUCCUGAAUUAGAAGUUUAUGUCUCCUACAGUCGACUUGCAUUUUACAUAAAACUGCCUUUCAGAAAGUUUUAUAACAGUACCAUGGGAGUGUGUGGUACCUGUACCAACCAGAGAUCUGAUGAUGCUAUGAAGACGAAUGGUGAAGUUAUCGAGUCCUUCAAAGAGAUGGCAUUAGAUUGGAAAGUCCCAGGUCCUACCAACAGAUAUUGUAAUCCAGGUGUUUCAGAACCAGCUGAGAUUGAAGAUCAUCAGCACUGUGAGCCUUCCAAUCUGUGUAAAAUCAUCUGGAACUUGACCGAGUGCCACAGCGUGGUCCACCCACAGCCCUACUACGAGGCGUGUGUGGCCAGUGGGUGCUCAGAACAGUACCCCAGCUCCGAAUGCCAGAGCAUGCAGACAUAUGCAGCAUUGUGUGGGCUCCACGGGGUCUGUGUGGACUGGAGGAGGCAGACGAAUGGACAGUGUGAGGCCAGCUGUGUUCAGGAUCUGGUAUACAAGCCAUGCGGAGAAGCAAAAAGAGACACUUGCUUUAGCAGAGGAGUCAUUAGAAAAACCCCUCCCUCCCAAAAUAACACACCAGUGUUUGUUGAGGGAUGCUACUGUCCUGAUGGAAAAAUUCUGCUGAAUGAUCAUGAUGGCAUUUGUGUUUCUGUCUGUGGUUGCACGGCACAAGAUGGGUCAGUGAAACAGCCUAGAGAGGCUUGGGAGCAUGACUGUCAAUACUGUACUUGCGAUGAAGAGACCUUGAACAUCUCUUGCUUCCCCCGCCCUUGUGCUAUAUCUCCACCUAUCAACUGCACUAAAGAGGGCUUUGUACGCAAAAUUAAAACACGUCUGGAUGACCCAUGUUGCACAGAUAUAGUCUGUGAAUGUGAUGUAAAAACCUGCAUUAUCAACAAAAGAGGAUGUGACUUAGGCUUCCAACCAGUGGUUGCUAUAUCUGAGGAUGGCUGCUGUCCUAUUUUCUCCUGUAUACCAAAAGGUGUAUGUGUUUCUGAAGGAGUUGAAUUUAAGCCUGGGGCAAUGGUGCCUAAAAGCUCUUGUGAGGACUGUGUGUGCACAGAUGAACAGGAUGCUGUGACACAGACCAAUCAUAUCCGGUGUGUUCCAGUGAAAUGCCAAACCACCUGCCAGCAGGGUUUCCGCAGUGUGGAAGAGGACGGUCAGUGCUGCAGCCAGUGCCAGCAAGUGGCAUGUGUGGCAAGUUUUCCAUUUGGCAAUGUGACCAUUGAGGUUGGAAAGAGUUAUAAAGCUCCAUAUGAUAACUGUACUCAGUACACGUGCACUGAAUCAGCGGGCCAGUUUUCCUUGACUAGCACAGUAAAGGUCUGUCUACCAUUUGAAGAAUCAAACUGUGUCCCGGGGACAGUUGAUGUGACUUCAGAUGGCUGUUGUAAGACAUGUAUCGAUCUGCCGCAUAAAUGCAAACGCAAUGUGAAAGAGCAGUAUAUCAUCCACAAGAACUGUAAAUCAGCUGCCCCAGUCCCAGUGCCCUUUUGUGAAGGGACGUGCAGUACCUAUUCUGUGUAUUCCUUUGAGGCCAGUGAAAUGGAACACAAAUGCAUUUGCUGCCAUGAAAAAAGGAGUCAUGAAGUGAAGGUGGAUCUUGUUUGCUCUGAGCAUAAAAGAGUCCAAUUCACAUAUAUGCAUGUAGAUGAAUGUGGAUGUGUGGAAACAAAAUGCCCAAAGAGGAGAACAUGAGCAUAAAAUAAAGAAUCAUCUCAGCUCCCAUUUAAUGCUUCCCUAGCAAAUGCUUUCCCUAUAAAACAGCUGUGAGUAAUGUUCAGAUGACUAUAUUUCUCUCUUAUUCUUUUUCCUUUUAGUAUUAUAUGCAGUUAUGGAAAUUAGCUAAAGAUUUUGCUCUAAAUGCUUGUCAAAUAAAUUGCAUUUCAAAGAG
Molecule: messenger RNA, 6530 nt
Organism: Melopsittacus undulatus (budgerigar)
Lineage: Eukaryota; Metazoa; Chordata; Aves; Psittaciformes; Psittaculidae
Product: mucin-5B
Exons: 47
Coding region: 11-6334 (2107 amino acids)
Cellular component (GO): extracellular matrix
Molecular function (GO): protein binding
Source: RefSeq, a predicted model, not a curated record